This is a messenger RNA of Metarhizium acridum CQMa 102, 732 nucleotides long. RefSeq lists its product as uncharacterized. Gene Ontology annotation, molecular function: oxidoreductase activity. The record is from RefSeq and is a predicted model, not a curated record. Lineage: Eukaryota; Fungi; Ascomycota; Sordariomycetes; Hypocreales; Clavicipitaceae.
AUGGCCCUCCACGGCAAGACAGUCCUCGUCACAGGCGCAGGCGGCGGUCUCGGCCGCCAAAUCGCAAGCACAUACCUCGAGCGCGGCGCCAACAUCGUCAUCAGCGACGUCAACGAGUCGCGGCUCGCCGGCAUCCGGCAGGAGUUCGCCCUCUCCCACCCAGGCGCUCGUCCUCCGGGCCGACGUGACGGAGGAGCGUUCGGCCGCCUGGACGUGGUGGUCAACAACGCCGCCAUCAUGGACAAGUUUGAGCCGGCGGACGUCUGCGCCAAGACGACGUGGGACGCCGUGCUGGCCGUCAACCUGACGGGCCCGUUUCUCGUGACCAAGCACGCCGUGGCGCAGAUGGAGAGGCAAGAGCCGCCGGGCGGGCUCGUCAUCAACAUUGGCUCCAACGCGUCCUUCAGGGGACUGUCCGGUGGCGUCGCCUACGUCGCGUCCAAGCACGGCGUCGUGGGGGUGACCAAGAACACGGCGAGCUAUUACGGCAAGAGGGGGGUUUACGCCGUCGCCCUGCUGCUGGGGUGCAUGGCCGAGACCAACAUCCACGAUGCGUUUGCCGACGGUCUGCACAAGGAAGGGCUGGACCAGAUGCAUCAGACGCAACCGGCGUGUGCGGCCAUCCCGACAGAACAUGUGGCUCGGUAUGCGGCAUUUCUGAGUGAGGACGACGCCGCGCGGAGCGCAAACGGGAGCUGUGUCGUGAUUAAUGGCAACUGGCCAGAGGCAUGA